Amborella trichopoda is the source of this 3162-nucleotide messenger RNA. RefSeq lists its product as uncharacterized. The record is from RefSeq and is a predicted model, not a curated record. Gene Ontology annotation, molecular function: protein binding. Lineage: Eukaryota; Viridiplantae; Streptophyta; Magnoliopsida; Amborellales; Amborellaceae.
CGGUGCUUGUUUAGUCAAUAGAAGCACCAUGGAAGCUAAAAAAGGAGCCCUUCUUCCCCACCCUCUGCGUCUUAUCCCAAUAUUAUCAUUCACUGCUGUCAUGUGCUUUUUCGAUUUCUCCAUGGCCUUAGAGGGCUUCCCAUUUUGUAGAGAAAAUGAAAGAGUGGCCCUCUUGGAUUUCAAAGCUUCUCAUUCCAACCCAAAUGCUACAUUGAAGGUCCAAAUGGAUUCAUGGAAGGGGUUCAAUUGUUGUAAGUGGGAAGGAGUGGAGUGUCACAGUUCCUCUUCUCAUGUUGUGAGUCUCAGAGUAUAUAAGACACCUUGGAAGAUCAAUGGAUAUACAAACUCUGUAAUGCUGAAUGCCUCUUCCUUAACUAGACUCAGCCAGCUGCAACAUUUGGAACUGAGGUUCUUUGCUGGUGUGUUGCCCAUAAAAGAACUCUCAAAGCUAAAGAACCUGCGUGAGUUAAUCUUUGUUUCCAAUGAAUUUAGUGGAGGAAUUCCUGAGGAGGUGGGUUUGCUCUCUUCCCUUCAGAAACUUGUUCUAAAUGGGAAUCGGCUUCAAGGACCCAUCCCGGCAUCCUUUGGUGGCCUAACAUUUUUGGUUGAGCUGCGUUUGUCUUACAAUGAUCUCAAUGGAAGAAUUCCAGGGGAAGUGGGUUUGCUCUCUUCCCUUCAAAAGCUUUAUCUAGAUGGGAAUCGGCUUCAAGGACGCAUACCAUCAACUCUGGGUAACUUGUCCCGUCUCAACGUUCUACAACUAUAUGGGAAUCAACUUUCCGGUAGCAUACCGGAAUCUCUUGGCAGCCUAUUAUCAUUGGAACGGCUUGUACUCAGCGAAAAUAAACUUGAUGGGAGGAUACCAUCAACUCUGAUUAACUUGUCCCGUCUCAAUGGUCUACAACUAUAUGGGAAUCAACUUUCUGGUAGCAUACCAGAAUCUCUUGGCAGCCUAUUAUCAUUGGAAUGGCUUGACCUCGGCAACAAUAAACUUGAAGGGAGCAUACCGUUGUCUAUUGCCAACCUCACCCUCCUUAGAAGAUUAAGUCUUGAACAGAACAUGUUACAAGGAAACAUACCUUCUAUAUUUGGAUACCUCUCCUCUCUUGAAAAUCUUGUGCUUGGGAAAAACUACCUGCAAGGUUCUAUCCCACGCGAAUUAGGUAAGCUUUACACUUUGAGUUAUCUUCUUCUCAAUGAUAAUGACUUGUCAGGUGAUUUCUCUUUCACAAUCUUUGCAAAUGUUUCUAGCCUCAAAUAUGUCCACCUCUCUGCAAACCCUAAGCUAACCAUUUCCCACAACAACUUUACUCCUGCUUUCCAGCUUUAUAGUCUCAAGUUGUCAUCGUGUGACAUGAGAAGGUUCGACUUAAGUUCUCCAGGCUUCCUAUCGACUCAAAACCAGUUACUCACUGUCGAUCUCUCAAAGAGCAAAAUUAUUGGGAAUAUCCCCUCUUGGUUACUCGAAAACACUGGAGAACUGUUGUUGGAUGGGAAUUUGCUCACAGGAGUACAAUUUUUGCCUAACAUAUCUUACGACCUCAAUAAUUUGGAUAUCUCUAACAACCCAAUCAGUAGGAAUUUCCCAAGCAAUUUCUCUAGUUAUUUUCCAAAUUUGCAAUCACUUAAAAUGUCCCAGAAUUUCCUUAAUGAUGACUUAAUGUUUUACAUCAAUGGCUUUAAGCGAUUGAGAGUGUUGGAUUUGUCUAGCAACAAUAUCUCAGGAAAUUUGCCUUCCAUUUUCCCCUAUAACCUCAUAAUUCUGGACUUAUCAAACAACAAAAUCACUGGAGAAAUACCCCCCAAUUUGACCAGAGGACAUGACCUCAUGUUUUUGAGCCUGUCUAAGAACUCCUUGAGUGGACCCUUGCAAUCCAAACAUUUCAAAUUACCAAAUUUGGUAUCACUCCAUUUAGAUAACAAUGCAUUCAAUGGAACCAUACCGAGGAACUUGUUGCGGUGUAGUCCAUCUCUAACUGUUUUAAAUCUUGCGAAUAAUAAAUUAUAUGCUCCCAUGCCAAUUGAAUUAUUUGGGCUUUUGGAAAUGAAAGUGCUAAUCUUGCGAGGAAAUUUUUUCGAUCAUAUUCCACUCAAAUUGUGUCAAGUAAAAAGUUUGGCCGUCUUGGAUUUUUCCCAAAACAACCUUGAAGGUCCCAUACCUCCUUGCUUCAAUAAUUUUUCUGCAUGGACAAAUGCAUCCUUUAUUGGUUCCAUUUCAUCUCAUUAUGCCCCAUUUUGCCCCUUUUCUACCAAAUUUGGUUCUUAUUUUAGCCCUUACACAAUCUCACGAGAGAAGGUGGAAUUUACAAAGGGAAAUAUAUAUAGUUAUCUCGGGGAUGCUCUCAAGUACAUGACCGGUUUGGAUUUGUCGGAAAACAAAUUAAGUGGCCCUCUUCCAUUAGACAUGGGGCUUUUAAAAGAACUUGCCAUGUUGAAUCUCUCCAACAAUCUUCUAACAGGUCCAAUUCCCAAAUCCUUUGGAGGGUUAUUGGGUCUCUCAACAUUAGAUCUUUCUUACAAUACACUCUCUGGUGAAUUUCCUUCUCAAUUAACAAGACUUACCCAUUUGUCCAUCUUUUCUGUUGCAAAUAAUAAUCUAUCCGGUGAGAUACCUGACACAACGCAAUUCUGUACUUUCAAUGUGAGUUCUUUUAGUGGAAACCCAAACCUGAAUACACAAGGAAAGAGGUGUUCGACAACUCUGUCAUCAAAUGUGUCAACUGCAUCGAGCGAUAAUGAUGGUGAAGAUGAAGAUGAAGAUGAAGAUGAAGAUGAAGAGGAAGGGUGGGUGGAGAUGACACCUGCGUUCUAUGCUUUCAUUGCCUUGGGUUAUGCUAUUGGCAUAUGGGGAGCACUAGCCUUUCUUUUUUUCGGCAACAAGAGAGGACAUGCUUGUGUGAGGGCCAUGGACGCAAUAGUCUCCCGACUUUUUCGUGCAUUUUGCCAUAAACAUUAGUCAUUCGACUUCUUCUCCUGUUCACACACAAUAAUCCAAUGGGCAACAAUGUUACCAUGUGGCAUAAUUACUCUAUUGUAUUGUUGUAAGAUAUGUAAAGGUUCGGUCAAAAGGUCAUUUUUUAUUCAUUCCCAAAUUGCCCAUCGGAUUGAGGAUCUUCGGAAUGCUUGUUAUUUUUUAUUUUAACUUAUUUUUUUCUAAAGUAA